Messenger RNA from Fundulus heteroclitus (mummichog), 2642 nucleotides. RefSeq names its product carboxypeptidase E (gene cpe). NCBI's taxonomy places the organism in Eukaryota, Metazoa, Chordata, Actinopteri, Cyprinodontiformes, Fundulidae. Bases 150 to 1520 code for a protein of 456 amino acids. Gene Ontology annotation, molecular function: metallocarboxypeptidase activity; zinc ion binding. The record is from RefSeq and is a predicted model, not a curated record. The transcript is spliced from 9 exons. Gene Ontology annotation, biological process: proteolysis.
GCAGCGCAUCACGCACAGAGGGAAGUAGAGAGAGGAGGCAGAGGGAGAGAUAUUUAUAGCCCAGAGCGAAGCGGCUGCGCAUCGACAGGACUCGGGAACAACCUGCAGGCAGACGAGGCUUACUCACACACAAACGAGGACGAGUCACAAUGAAACCGCUCUUUUCUUCUGUCAUAUUGGGCGCCGCGGUGCUCGCCCUGGCCGGCGCGGCCAGCACCGGCACCGACUCCGGAAUCUCCUUUGAGUACCACCGUUACGAGGAGCUGCGGAAAGCGCUGGUGUCGGUGUGGCUGCAGUGUCCAACCAUCACCCGCAUCUACACCAUCGGGGAGAGCUUUGAAGGCCGAGAACUGCUGGUGCUGGAGAUGUCCGACAACCCCGGGAAGCACGAGGCGGGUGAGCCUGAGUUUAAAUACAUUGCCAACAUGCACGGUAACGAGGCCGUGGGCAGAGAGCUGGUCAUCUACCUGGCCCAGUACAUUUGCAAUCAGUACCAGCAAGGCAACGAGACCAUCAUCGACCUCGUCCACAACACCCGAAUUCACCUCAUGCCCUCCAUGAACCCAGAUGGCUUUGAGAAGGCAGCGUCGCAGCCCGGAGAGAUCAAGGACUGGUUUGUGGGCCGCAGCAACGCUCAGGGAGUGGAUCUCAACCGCAACUUUCCCGAUCUGGACCGCAUCGUCUACAUUAACGAGCGGGAGGGCGGAGCCAACAACCAUCUGCUGGAGAAUAUGAAGAAAGCAGUGGAUGAAAAUACGAAGCUGGCUCCUGAGACCAAAGCUGUGAUCCACUGGAUCAUGGACAUCCCCUUCGUCCUGUCAGCUAACCUGCAUGGAGGAGACGUUGUGGCCAACUAUCCCUACGAUGAGACCCGCAGUGGAUCCACCCACGAGUACAGCGCCAGCCCAGACGAUGUGAUGUUCAAGUCUCUGGCCAGAGCUUACUCCAUAUACAACCCCGUCAUGUCCGACCCGCAACGACCUCCCUGCCGCAAGAACGACGACGACUCCAGCUUCAAGGACGGCAUCACUAACGGGGGAGCCUGGUACAGCGUCCCCGGAGGGAUGCAGGAUUUCAACUAUCUGAGCAGCAACUGUUUUGAGAUCACUCUGGAGCUCAGCUGUGACAAGUUUCCCAAUGAAGAAACGCUGAAGAACUACUGGGAGCAGAACCGCGACUCCCUCGUCAGCUACAUCGAGCAGGUUCAUCGCGGCGUUAAGGGCUUUGUCCGCGAUCUGCAGGGAAACCCCAUUUCCAACGCCACCAUCGCUGUGGAGGGAAUCGACCAUGACAUCACCACAGCCAAAGAUGGAGACUACUGGCGCCUCCUGGCUCCAGGGAACUACAAAGUGGCCGCCUCCGCCCCAGGAUACCUGACCGUCAUCAAGAAGGUGGCUGUUCCCUACAGCCCUGCAACUAGGGUGGACUUUGAGCUGGAGUCUCAGCUGGAGCGGAAGGAGGAGGAAAAGGAGGAGCUAAUGGACUGGUGGAAAAUGAUGUCGGAGACACUGAACUUCUAAACUGUUUUAGGGACCGUCCGCACAUCAAUGUGAAAUGAAUUCAUUCCGUGUGCCCGUACCACUCUGCAGAGUAUAUAUCUGUCUCUCUUUCGUUCCUUCUUCGUUAAUCUAUCCGCUAAAAUUGGUCGAUUUUUUGUUGUUGUUUGCCUCGUGAUGCCUGUGGGAGGGAUCUGCAGGUAGUUUGGUGGCAGUGAGGCUGCUGUUUCUUUCUGUGGUGAACAUGGCCUGUAUAACAGAUGACUGAAUAACGAGUAAUUAUGUAGAAAAGCUGUUUAUAUCAUCUUUUUGUUGUUCCGUUUUUAAAUGUUUCUCCAGACUUUAGUACAAAAACAUGAUAAUGAUAUUGGGACACGCCUCUUUUCACUCUCCAACGACUGUGAGCACACUUGCUGAUAAUUAUUCACCCUGUUUCUGUUAUGUCUUAUAAAAGGAAAAAAAAAAAUCAACACUAUGGCUCUGAGAUGGUCGAGGACAUUAAAAGCCACUGUAACAUCAAUGUAAACAAUCUAAACAGACGGGCUGAUGUCCCUGUAGGUUAUUUAUUUUUAGAUUUUAUUAUUUUAAUUUUAAGCACACACCUAACUAAAUAUGGAUGUUCAUAAUAUAUACUGUAUUUAUAAACUGCAUAUAACAAGAAAUGUGUGUUGUUUUUGUUACUAAGAUGAAGAAAAUAAGGCCAGUAACUCUUGAAGGUAUAUAUUAAUUUGGAUUGAUCAAAAGCCAUUCCUUUGCCCAAGCAAUGCACAGGAAAUACUAUAAAAGAAGGCACUGCAGUCAUAUUCAAUAGAUUAGCAUAAUAUUGAAAAGUUACUUAAUUUAAGUAACUCAAUACAUCAAGGGAAACACAUUAUAUACAUUAAUUGGACUUAGAGGGAUGUUUUAAAUCCUCUAUUUGUAUUGAUUAUGAUGAUUUUUUACUUACAACUAGUAAAAACAUGACAUUUAAGAAUUAUAUAUUGCACCAGGCCAAUGAAAAAUAUGGUACUUUUAACAUGAUGCAUACUCUAAUCUAGUGAAUAUGACUAUGUAUACAAUAAAGAUUUAUUGAAUGUAUUAAUAUAGAAAUAGAUGUGAAGCGUAAGAAUAACCUGAUCAAUAAAGUUCCCCUCUUUAUGUUGUCAA